AUGAGUUUGAUUAACUUAUCGUUGGAUGAAAUUAUCGCGCGCCGAAGAGGAGUGGAUAAAAAAUCAAAUGGUUCCAUCAAUCGUUUCCGUAACAACAAAAAAAAAAGGGAUUUUGCUCCUGAAUAUACAAAUACAAGUUCAACAUUCACGAGACCGGAGGAUGUACCUUCGGGAAAAUGGGACCAUAGCGGAUUUGAGGAGAUGUACGGCAAUGGAUCUGGUGGUGUUUCAUCUCCACGUGUAGCACCAGAACAUGGUAGACGAUUCAACCGUGUUGAUUUAGCGAGAAAAGUGCGACUUCACAUCACAAAUCUAGCACCAACGGUCAAUUCAGCUGACCUCAGUGAACUUUUCGAGGAGUAUUCGAUUAUCUCAGCCAAUGUUAAUUACGAUGAAAUGGGGCAGUCGGUGGGUACAGCUGAUGUUGUGACUGAUCGAGUUACCGCUAGGGAAAUUAUUGCCAAUUUAGAUGGCGUUGCACUUGAUGGUGAGAUAAUGUCCUUCCACAUGAUUGGUGAUCAAGCCAUGCCAACUCGCCGUGAUGUUCGUGUUAAGAACCGUUUGAGUUUUCGAGGGGGUGUGAUUAAGAAGCGACAGCUACCUCCGAAGCGUAAGUUCGCAGGGACCAACGGUCGUCGUAAGAAUCAUCCAAAACGUUCGCAAAUGACGGACGAAGAACUAGAUCGAGAGCUGGAAGAGUAUAUGAAUAAACGCAGCAACCAAAAGCGAGAUGAACAGAAAAUGGAGAUAUGA
Messenger RNA from Cercopithifilaria johnstoni, 753 nucleotides. The record is from the annotation of a GenBank genome assembly. Lineage: Eukaryota; Metazoa; Nematoda; Chromadorea; Rhabditida; Onchocercidae.